Messenger RNA from Anguilla anguilla (European eel), 3446 nucleotides. Its product is annotated as adipolin-like. The transcript has 8 exons. Gene Ontology annotation, molecular function: hormone activity. The coding region runs from base 937 to 1893 and encodes 318 amino acids. Lineage: Eukaryota; Metazoa; Chordata; Actinopteri; Anguilliformes; Anguillidae. The record is from RefSeq and is a predicted model, not a curated record.
GAGAUAAACAAACGAGGAGGUACCACACACACCACAGAGGCACUCAGACUGCUCACAGACUCACAGAAACAGAGACACAGAGGGGGGAGCACUUGUGUUUUGUUCACAUCUCCAGGGGUUGGAUUGCCUGGGUGGAUCUGCAGCGUUAAACGUGAGGUAUGACUGAGACAGACUGGAGGCUGUUUGGAGCUGCUCGGAGUCGCUGAGGGGGGACCUCUUCCAGGACAGGACAGGGGAGAGAGAAGGCCAGUGACUCAGAACACUGGAACUGCAUCUUGGACUUUUUUUUUUUUUUUUAGGAGAACACCUGUAAGGACUGACAGGGCAUCCCUCUUCUCAACCUUUGAACCUCAUCUGCAUGCACAUCUGCUGGACCUGAUACUGAACCAACACCUUCCAGAUAUGAAGACUUGGAGGGAGGGAGAGAGAUAGAAAGAAAGAGAGAGAUCCCUCCAUUCCCACCACCCCCCCCCUCCUCCCCUCCAGCUCUGCUAACUCCUCCCCACCCCCCCACAGAGUGGGAAGUGUGAAAAAUCUCACUAAUGGGUGUGUUUCAGCCAGAUCUGCGGCAAUCUGUCACUCCACGGGACUAUUCAGCCUUGAUGCAUUUCAUAGCUGAGUGAAUCCUCUGCUUUGCUGGACCGCUAGUUUGGAAGUUGCCAGGGAAGCCAUAGAAACAGCAAGAGAGGGAGAGAGCAAGAGCAAGAGCACGAGAGAGAGAGAGAGAGAGAAGAAGAAGCCUGAGGGCACUGAAGAACAUAGCCUCUCAUCUUUGUCAAGAUCCAACGCAUCCACAAAUCACUAAUCGACUCCAGGGAUAUCCGCGGGACGCUUUCGCUCUCGACGUUUCCGGCGUUGUCUGAACCGGCUGGGCAGGAUAGGGCAUCUCCCGUUGAGGAGCACCGGCUGACGGUCCUCCCCUCCGACGGUCGCGAGAUGAGGUGCUGGGCGCUGGCCGUGGCCGCCGCCGCCCUGUGGGUGCAGUGCCUCCUCUCGCAGGAGGUGCAGGCCAAGAAGGAGAGGAGGCGGCAGAAGGAGACGACCCCCCAGCACACCGAGGCGUACAACGGCACCCUCCUGUCCAACAGCGAGGAGCUGGACGGAGGCACCAAGCUCGCAGAGAACCAGCGCGUGGACCCUCUCGGAUCCUGGAUGGACUUCGUGAAGCGGCCGGUGGGAAACUUCCCUGCAAAGUGCAGAAAGAGGAAGAGACCCCUGCCUGGGCCCCCUGGCCCUCCAGGUCCCCCAGGGCCACAGGGGCCGCCUGGACUCCCCGGGGCAGAAGUGACCCAAGAGACGUUGCUCCAAGAAUUCAAAGACAUGAUCAGAAAGGCGACGGAGCGGCGGGCGGAGGUGGACCGGCGGACCAGCCCCAGCGCACUGCCCCCUGCCCUGAUCACCCUGGGGGGCAUGACCUCGUACAGGAGGAUAGAGGAGGCCUUCCACUGCAGACUCAGGGGGCCCGUUGUCGUGGACAAGAAAACCCUGGCGGAGCUUCAAACCUAUCAGACACCUCCUUCCAAAGGAGCUUUUCUCCGGGGGACGGGGAUGGACCUGUCCACUGGCCGCUUUACCGCGCUGGUGACCGCCAUCUACCAGUUCACAGCGAGCAUCCACAUCGACCACAGCGAGGUGAAGAAAAGCAAGAGCCAGCUGCGAGCGAGGGACAACGUGCGGGUGCUGAUCUGCAUCGAGUCCCUGUGCCACCGAUACACGUCCUUAGAGACCAUUGUUGGCUUGGAAAGCAACAGCAAGAUAUUCACAGUAUUGGUCCAUGGGCUUCUGGAACUUCAGGCUGGGCAGUACACAUCAGUGUUUGUGGACAAUGGAGCGGGAGCCUCGAUCACGAUACAGAACGGGUCAGAUUUCAGUGGCAUGCUAAUCGGCGUAUAGCCUCCUCCGUCCUGUUCGCACCCGGGACCUCCGCUGCUUCGCAACGCGCCACUGGCAUCUGCGGACGGACACUGUGUGCGUGUGGCGGUACCUGGGGGGGAGAUGGACUGGUGGGACAUUCCUGUUGACAAGACAAAAGCAACAACACCCUGGGUCUCCCGUUUUCAAGUGGACAAAACGCCCAAUAUUUAUUAAAACCGCAACAGAACAGUGUGAAAUUCACCUGCUGUCCUGGAGGCCGUUGAACUGGACGCUACACGGACCGGACGUCCUGACCGUUGGGGCACAGACACAGACGACAAAUAUUUAUCCUGAUGCGCCAUCUUACACUGUCUGCCUCCCGCCAUAUGGAGUGUAACAAGUGGAGGUCCUUAUACUCACUCAACAAACAAGUAUAGCUUCUAUUGGCAUUCCAGGAUGCAGGCUUGUCUAACUUGACGCGAAAGUCAGUAUUUAUCAGAGUUGUGUGUUACACACAUUUUGCCUGGUGGACCUGGUGCAGUUUCCUCAGCGAGGCUAGUGGGUGAUACGUGUGAAAACAUUUAUAAUAACAGUGCAGGGUUGCUAGGCACAUUGUAUUUAAUCCUGCCGUCGUUAUGCAUUCAAGGUGUGCAUGAACAGAAAUUUGCAUUUGAUAUAUUCUGCCUGUAUCUAAAACUGCAUUCUUUAUUCAGUGUGUGUGUGUGUGUGUGUGUGUGUGUGUGUGUGUAAAACAUAGGUGUGGAGCUCAAAGAAACUGUUGAAAAACAGAACAAAAAUAAGACCAACCCACAUACCUUUAUAAUACCUUGAAAAUGUGCUUCAUGAUGGUGAGGUGAUUGGAAGUCUAAUAUCUGCCAUCACACGUAGAAACAGCUGCCAAAUCCUAAUCCUACGCAAAGAGACCAAGCAAGUCAAAACACUGAGGAAACAAGGAUUAGUUGAAAUAACCAUGGCAACUAAAACCAUUUCUUGUUGCAACCCAUUAUAUUGUCUAGAGAGCUCGAAGCUAAUUCAGGGCACACCGUUAAGUGUUACUGGUUUCAGUGGAGAAUUUAUUAAAAAUACUGGGCAGAGGUUUCCACUGUUAUUCAGUAAAACAGAACCAGAGACACUUAAACCUGACACACCUGAAGUCUAUUUUGCUACUUCCUACACUGCACAAAUUGCUAAUAUAAUCUGGGUACAUCGGUCACUUAACAAUACAGUGCAAGCAAAUAUUUAAGAAAAGGUAUAACAAAUCACAGAAAGCUGUUUUAAUAAAUAUAAAAAUCAGUGCACCUGCUUAUAAAUAUAUAGAAAGGCCGCAGGGUGUGAUGUCUGUAUAUACGCGGCCAUUUUGUGAUCAGUUUAUCGUUUUGUGUUCAAGUGUAGAAAAAGUUUAGUGCAGUUGUAUUUGCUUUAUUUUCUUUAUAAUGCUAAUGUAAGUUCUUACUGUGUUUUUCUUUUCUAUAAAUUAUAUAGAUUAUAUUGUCUAUAAAUUAUGUUCAAUAUUUUCAGACAGAUAGUCACGUGAGUAACGCUAUAAAAUUUAAGCAGAUCUAUAGUAUUUAUGUUAAUGAUGUUUUUAGCAC